This is a messenger RNA of Drosophila arizonae, 781 nucleotides long. RefSeq lists its product as uncharacterized. The record is from RefSeq and is a predicted model, not a curated record. NCBI's taxonomy places the organism in Eukaryota, Metazoa, Arthropoda, Insecta, Diptera, Drosophilidae.
CAGUGCUUGACGAGCCGUACAGAGCCUCAACAUGAAACAGUUCUGCAACGUUCUAGUGCUGGCCAGUUUGGUCAUCUUAGCUCAAGCCAAGCCGAGCUCAGUGCAAACGCAGCUGCAAGGCGCCCUGGAUAAAUAUCUGGUGCAGGCGAACAGCCUGGACAUGGUCUCGGCGGAUGUGACCUCACAGUGCUUCGCCUUGUAUUUGCCGAUGCUGAACGAAGUGGCCGCCGAAUUCUCCAGUUCGUAUCAGGCCUGCAUUACCACCUACAACAAUGAGCUGGCCAAUUUGACAGCGCAGGCUCAAAAGGAUCAGGUGGUCUACCAGCAGGACGUGGCCGGUCUGUGCAGUGCCUUCACCAGCUGCAACAACAGCACCAGCAAUGACAGCACAGCCUUCUUCAGCUGCUACGCAAAAAAAGCUCAAGCCGAUGUGUCCAUCAUCUAUGACAUUGCCACCAAUGCAGCCAGCACGGCCAACACUCUGGCCGAGUCCAUCAAAGCCAAUCAGGACUUGGAAUAUCAGUGCACCAAUACCACCGAGAGCAACUAUGUGCGCGACACUGCAGCCACAUACGAUCUGCUCGACAGCUGCCUGAAGAACGGUCUGCCAACCACAUCGACAGCUGCCCCAGCGCCGACCACUACGCAAAGUCCUGCUACGACUGGCGAUGACAAUGCUACCGGCUCGACUGCUGGCAGCUCAACAACUACAGUGACAGCCUAAAAUGUCUAUAUGUGAAGGGCAUUUCAAUUAAAUAAAAUAUAGAAAAAUAUAUGAGCA